Molecule: messenger RNA, 2445 nt
Organism: Drosophila navojoa
Lineage: Eukaryota; Metazoa; Arthropoda; Insecta; Diptera; Drosophilidae
Gene: topi
Product: matotopetli
Biological process (GO): regulation of transcription by RNA polymerase II
Cellular component (GO): nucleus
Molecular function (GO): RNA polymerase II transcription regulatory region sequence-specific DNA binding; DNA-binding transcription factor activity, RNA polymerase II-specific
Source: RefSeq, a predicted model, not a curated record
AUUUAAGGCUUCAAAAUAACAAAUAGUACAAACAAAUCAGAAAAUGGAUCCGAAUUUAGUUUUGUACGGGGAUGGUGAGUUCUUAAUGGCUGAAUUUGAGCUCGAUGGAGAUCUGGUUGUGAACAGCGAUGAACUGCAGCCAGGCGCCACUGUGUUGGUCACCAAUGAGACAGAUGGCGUUGUUAGCCACGAGGAGUUGGCCAAGUUUUUGGAGAUGCAGCCGAGUAUUCCGAUACCCACGGACGAGGCUGUAGAACGCACUCUGGCUGAUCCGGCAUUGAAGCAGAUCCUGCAAAAGGCCGAUGGCAAGGUGGACUUUGAUCCCGAGGCCGAACAAGAAAAGCUGCGCGAGUUCCUGUCGGGAGUGAACAGCAAGAAGACAGUUGCGGAGAAUGCUGCCGCUCCAGCUGAGGCUGUGGCCCAAAAGCCGCUGCAGGCAUUGGUGUCGCAGCCACGCCCCCCAGGGCCGCAGUCAACAGUUUUUCGUUUCAUCAAGUGCUCCAAUUGCAAUGGCCUCUUUGACACGGUCUCAUUUCAGAAUCACAACUGUGAGUACGACUCGGAGCAGAAGCCAACAAUUCGAACGGCAGCAGUGCAGGAGAAGAAGCCAUCCACGCCGCCCAUAAAGGCGCCCAGUGAGCGCAUCAUCGUUGAGAACCAGGUGCGCAUUCGUCGCUAUAUGAAAGACGAGCUCAAGUACGAUCUAGAGACUGGCUUCGACAGCUCCAUGUCCAAAAAGGCCAACACGAAGGGCCCCAACGAGUGCAGCAUCUGCGAGCGGAAAUUUGUGCACACCUCCGGCUUGGUUCGCCACAUGGAGAAGCAUGCGCUUGACUUGAUCCCCACACAGUCAAGCAUCCAGCAACAAAAUGUGGCUCCCUCCGCGCUGGGACUGCUGGUGGUGCUCAAAUGCGACCACUGUGGCCGCAUCUUCUACGACGUCAAGCUGGCGCUGGAGCACAUCUUUGUGCAUCAGUUGCCCACGAAUGUAGCUGAGGUCGAGCCUGUGGUUGAGGAUGAGGCUGUUCUGAAGAAAGAACUCAAGGAGCUCAUGCUGGAGGGCGAAAAUCUGCUCUCUCUGACCGCCGAGCUGGGAAGGAUGUCGCUCAAGAGCGGGGAUGAAUAUUUCACCACUCUCGUUCUCGGCAAUGUGUUGCAGUGCGAGUUCUGCGACUUCAUCUUUGCGGAUGUGUCCUUCCUGCUGGCGCACUCGGCCACGCAUGUGCCGGAGCGUCGUUUCGAGUGCACCGCUUGUGAUUUGCGAAUGACCACCGCCAAAGAGGCCAGCGUCCAUUAUCAGACAGACUGCGUCUAUAUGCGCGAAGGGCUCAAGCAGCUGCAGGCGCAGCCGAAUCGCUUCUUUGUGUGCAACGUGUGCGAACUCAAGUUUGCCAACGUGGAGCUGCUCCAGGAGCAUCGCUAUAGCUGUUAUCACUACUUUCCUCGGCUCAGCGAGAGCGGCAAGCGUCUGGUGCUGCCAUGCGAGUUCUGCACCACAAAUUUUGAGUACGCGCACGAGAUUCAGCCACACUACGAGGAGAAGCAUCUGAAUAAGAAGAAGCGCGAAAAGGAGCUGCGCAACAGUGGGAGUGCAGCCACGAUGGGCCGUUUGCGCCAAUAUCUGUGCGACAUUUGUGGCAAAUCCUAUACGCAGUCCAGCCAUUUGUGGCAGCAUCUGCGUUUCCACCAAGGUGUGAAGCCCUUUGUGUGCCAGGAGGAGAACUGUGGCCGCAAAUUCACCAUACGUCCAGAUCUUAAUGAUCACAUACGCAAAUGCCAUACUGGCGAGCGGCCGUAUCACUGCCUGGUGUGCGGCAAGCGCUUCCUCACCGGCUCCGUUUUCUAUCAGCAUCGCCUCAUCCAUCGGGGCGAGCGGCGGUACGAGUGCGAGGAGUGCGGCAAGCGUUUUUAUCGUGCUGAUGCACUAAAGAACCAUCAGCGUAUUCACACCGGCGAAAAACCCUACGAUUGCCCCUUCUGCACCAAGACAUUCCGACAGCGUGGCGACCGGGAUAAGCAUGUACGGGCACGGCACUCGCACUUGGACGCAAAUGCACGGCUAAUGAUGCAGAUGCAAAAGUUCGAAUUAGAGACGGCAGCCGCAUUGAAAGCGAAGCAAAUGCAGGAGAGCGGACUUGAAUAUGUGGUCGAUUCGGUAGCCGACACGGUUAUGCAUUCGCCGACGUCGCCAAUGGCGCAUGAGCAACAGUUUGAGAUGGUUGAAUUGGAUCCCGCCGAUUAUGGUGAUGGCUCCGAGUAUGUGCAAAGUAUGCCAAUGCUUUCUAAUAAUGAGGAGCAAGAGCAUAUGUCGCUCGUAGACCAGAACCGAAGAGAACAAACAGAGAAACCGACUUUCCAGUUAGAAAACAACGAAAAUGUGAAAGUUGUGGUGGUAGAAAAUAAUACUUCGCAACCGUUUUAUUUCUAACAUAUGUAUAUGUUUCU